Messenger RNA from Strongylocentrotus purpuratus (purple sea urchin), 1803 nucleotides. RefSeq names its product insulin-like growth factor-binding protein complex acid labile subunit. Gene Ontology annotation, biological process: signal transduction. NCBI's taxonomy places the organism in Eukaryota, Metazoa, Echinodermata, Echinoidea, Camarodonta, Strongylocentrotidae. The record is from RefSeq and is a predicted model, not a curated record. The transcript has 2 exons. Gene Ontology annotation, molecular function: protein binding. The coding region runs from base 1 to 1803 and encodes 600 amino acids.
AUGUUGGUGUCUCCUGUUAUUCGUGGAACAGUCUCGAGGAUGCCUGUCUUCCUGUGGAUUGUGGGUGCACUGUCUUUGGUUACUGGAUCACUACCUUUUGAGGAUGUUCCAAGACAAUUGGGAUUUGUCUCACCUGGGCCCCAUGGAUGCCGCCUUAAAUUUUCUGACCUUGGAACCAACGCAACCUGUACUAGCCUGGAUCUCAGAUAUGUUCCUCAAGAUCUUCCAAUGAACACCAUAAUGCUUGAUCUCUCAUACAACAAGAUUACAACGCUCUACAAUGAAUCUUUCGUCUAUCUCAUAGACAUAAUCUCGCUCUGGGUAAUAGAAAAUCGUCUCCGACGGCUGGAGGAAGGAGUAUUCCAGCCCUUGAUUCAUCUAAAAGAAUUAUCACUGCUAAGAAAUCGGUUAGUUUCUCUUCCCUCGGGCUUGUUCAGCUCAAACCAUCGUCUCUCAAAACUCAUCCUCGCUGGAAACCAAUUUGGUUUAAUUCCAAGUAGCUCGUUACCAUUAUUAAACAAUAUGACUUUUCUUGAUUUAGUUUCCAAUAAAAUUUCCACCAUCAGUCCCCAUGAUUUUAGUCCUUUGGAGAAUUGCUCGUUGACUAGACUCUCUCUGAGGGCGAAUGCUUUACAUGAUCUGCCAUCCAGAGUAUUUUCAUAUUUGAGGAAAAUUGACACAUUGUCUCUUAACAAAAAUGUCUUUUCUGAACUUCACAUUUCUUCCCUUUUAGGAAAUACUAAUAUUCAAAGGCUUUACUUGAAAAGCUGUAAAAUAAAUGGUAUAGUUCCACUUAACCGCUCUUCUGUAACCUUGGAUGGCCUGCCUACAAUCAUUAAUUUAAGCUUGGUAGGAAACAGGAUAAAUUCCAUAGUAGACUUCACAUUUUGGGGUUUAAAUCGUACAAAUGUUCUUGAACUUCAGGCAAACCGCAUUGCUCUGAUAUCAAAUAAACCUUUUUGUGGAUUGGACCAGCUGAUAGAGUUAGAUCUAUCUCAUAAUAAGUUAGCUUCCUUAAGCUCCGGUAUAUUUUCCUGUAACAAAAUGUUACAGAGAAUAAAACUUGCUGGGAACAACAUUGCUAGUUUUUCAACUGAUAUACUAUCUGGUCUGCCUUUUUUAACCCACUUAAGCCUUUCACAAAAUAGCAUCGGUGACGUUUACUGUGGCAUCAACAUUCUGGCUGUCACAUGUGCACCCUUUGCAGUUGUUCUGCUUGCAGUGAUAUGCUUCAUGGCUUACUGGAAUAGAUGGUGGUUCAACUACAAGAUCUUCCUCCUAAAGCUAGCAAUCUGUGGUUACGAGGAAAUCAAUCAUGACUUUGAUGCUCAAGAAUAUGAGUACCAGCUUAAUCUUAUGUACAUUGAAGAUGACGAGGGGUGGGUGGACGAGAUCAUGAAGCCGGUCCUGCAGGAGAGGUUUCCACAUCUGCAAAAAGUGGUUUGGGGCGACAACAACCUCAACAUCUCGAUGUUCUACAUCAACGCUCUUCAUUAUGCAACAGACAACAGCUUCAAGACUGUCCUGUUGCUUAGUUACAACUCGGUGGAUGAUGCCUGGUUCCUGACAAAGCUGCGCAUAGCCCUAGAGCAUCUUAACGACACCAGGCUGGACAAGGUCAUACUGAUUUUCCUUGAGGACAUCAAGGAUGAUGACCUUCCGUACCUGGUACGGUUGUUCCUGAGUAAGAACAAACCUUACAUGCUUUGGACCGAGGAUGAAGAUGGCCAGAAACUUUUCUGGGCCCAAUUUGAAAAAAGCAUGAGGACAAACAGGGCAUUCAAUAAUGUUAUUCCUAUUUAG